CGAGAGGAGGAGGAGGAGGAGGAGGAGAGGGCGCGAUGUCGUCGGAGUACGAGGCCGCCCAGCGGGGUCCUCUGCGCCUGAAGGGCGGCGCCGGAGUGGCGCCCGCGGGGAAGCGGAAGAAGAAGAAAGACAAGGAGAAGAGUAAGAUCGUGGACCAGAUUGUGAGCAGCAAGAAUCAGGAGGAGGAAGAGGAGGAGGAGAAGCGGGCCCUGGACAAGCGCACCCCGGCGCAGCUGGCCUUCGAGAAGAUGCAGGAGAAGCGGAAAAUAGAACGGAUCCUGAAGAAAGCCUCCAAGACGCACAAGCAGAGAGUCGAGGAUUUUAAUCGGCACCUGGACACUUUAACAGAACAUUAUGACAUCCCAAAAGUCAGCUGGACUAAAUGAGCGUUUAUUUUAUCCCCCCACCCCCCUUCUGAUGCAGAAGUCAGCGGAUGGCUUAGAGGCUCCAGACUGGAGGUCUUUUUUGGCCCCACGCCGUGCUUGUUGUCUAUACCUUGUUCCUGAUUCAGCUCUUCUUUUUAAGAGAGAUGCGCUGUUUGCCUCCUUAACGUGCUUCAUGUAAAUGGAAGCUGUUCAGCUAUCCUGUUCGGUUGUAUUUUAAAACUAAGUUUUAAAUAGCUAAUUAUAGACAAACGAAGGACAAAUGUGAAA
Molecule: messenger RNA, 653 nt
Organism: Elgaria multicarinata webbii
Lineage: Eukaryota; Metazoa; Chordata; Lepidosauria; Squamata; Anguidae
Gene: FAM32A
Product: family with sequence similarity 32 member A
Exons: 4
Coding region: 36-386 (116 amino acids)
Cellular component (GO): nucleolus
Source: RefSeq, a predicted model, not a curated record